AUGGUGGUGUCUGGUUGCUUACAAGGGUCGAGGGAGUUGGGGGUUAGACAGUCAGGUGAGGGUACAAGGGUGCAGCACACAGAGGAGACAGGUGAUAAUGCAGUUUCUCACAACAGGUCCCAUGAACCAUCUGACUACCGGAUCCUGCUCGGGUACCAUCGGCUCCAACAUCCCACUGAGCAUAGCCGGCAGAUGACAGUGUAUCGACUCAUUGUUCACAAUGAAUUUAACAAACACUACUUCAUGGGCAGUGACAUCGCCCUGUUGCAACUGCAUCUGUCUGUGAACUUUACAUCCCACAUUCUUCCUGCCUGCCUCCCAGGGCCAACCACGAAGCUACCCCUUCACAGCAGCUGCUGGAUAACAGGCUGGGGAAUGAUCACUGAGGGUGAUUUCCUGGCUCCACCAUUCCAGCUGCAAGAAGGAGAAGUUGGCAUUAUUGACAGUGAGGUCUGUAAAAUGUAUUUCCAAUUGCCAGACUCCAGCAGCAGUGAAUAUUCUAUACACGAGGAUAUGUUUUGUGCUGGGGACCUCAUGACAGGAAAGUCCAUCUGCCAAGGAGAUUCUGGGGGCCCCCUGGUCUGCAAGCUGAACAGUAGUACUUGGUUUCUGAUGGGACUGUCUAGCUGGAGCCAGGCCUGCCACUACCCCAUAAGUCCCAGCGUCUUCACCAGGAUCACCUACUUCUCCAACUGGAUCAGUGAGAAGCAGAGCACCUCGCCCAAUCCCCAUCCUUCAUUGGCUCCUCCUCAGGAAAAACCUCCUAUUUUGAGUGACUUCACUUCUCUGGGCAUGGUCCACAAGCCCACCACCUACAUAACCCUUGUGUCUUCACAGACCUUCCUUCUGCUGCUGAUUUCCCUAAGGACACUGUGA
Enhydra lutris kenyoni (northern sea otter) is the source of this 876-nucleotide messenger RNA. RefSeq names its product serine protease 40. Lineage: Eukaryota; Metazoa; Chordata; Mammalia; Carnivora; Mustelidae. Bases 1 to 876 code for a protein of 291 amino acids. The record is from RefSeq and is a predicted model, not a curated record. The transcript has 3 exons. Gene Ontology annotation, molecular function: serine-type endopeptidase activity. Gene Ontology annotation, biological process: proteolysis.